UGAAGAUCUCUCUCUCUCUCGUAACUACCGUGAUGUUGUAUCUCUUUUGCGUUCUUUUGGUUGGGUUCAUUGCUGGUGGGAAGUUGGUCCUCUCUUUUUAGUUAAAGACUUAAAUUCAAGCGUCGCCUCUGCUGCGGCACCUCAGCAUUAAUGGCGGCGUUCUCCUAGGUUUUGUUUCGGAUCUGAAGACAAUUCUCUGUGUUCCGUACUCCCUUCUCUCAAUCUCUAAUGUGUAACUGCUCGGCAGUGUUUUUGGUUCUUCGGUUUAGUGCAACCAAUGGAUUCAAAACCAUUGGUUCAAAGAGCCAAUACCGGUGGGUGAGUUUGAAACCUUCAUUUUGAAUCAAAUCAACCAACUUUAUUGCAGCCUCUGCUUAAAAGCACUAUUCAGUCAUGGUUCUUGGUCUACGAACAAAGACUAGAAAGGGUACACCUGUCCAUACUGAGUACAUCAUCCAUAUAUUGGACAUCAAACCAUGGCCACCUUCUCAAUCUUUGAAAUCUGUGCGCUCAGUACUACUUCAGUGGGAAAAUGGAGAACGGCAUUCUGGAUACACAAAAAAGGUUGUGCCUUCCAUUGGAUCUGGUUCAGACGGCAAGAUUGAAUUCAAUGAGUCCUUUAGGCUACCAGUCACUUUGCUGCACGAGUUGUCUGUCAAGGGUGUUGAAUUGGAUAUAUUUCAGAGGAACUGUUUGGAACUGAACUUGUACGAACCUCGUAGAGACAAAAUUGUAAAAGGCCAGCUAUUGGGUACUGUUCUGAUAGACCUGGCUGAAUAUGGAUUGAUCAAGGAUCCCAUAAAUAUAACUGCUCCCAUGAACUGCAAGAGGAGCUAUAGGAACACUUAUCAACCAAUGCUACACAUGAAAAUUCAGCCAUAUGAAAGAGAUAGUGGCAGCUCCUCAUCAAGAGAUUCUGUACCCAAGGGGAUUUCGUCAGAUAAGGAUGGUAAGGAAUCAGUUUCUGCUCUUAUGAGUGAAGAAUAUGCUGAAGAAGCUGAAAUUGCAUCCUUUACUGAUGAUGACAUUUCCUCUCAAUGCUCUCAAACAUCACUGCCCAAGUCUCCACCUUAUUCAGCAGAGAACACAGAUAUAGUGUCUCUUAAGUCUGAGGAUUCUUGGAGUGUCAGAAACUUGGAUGAAGAGAAUGCUGAAAAAUCUUCUGAGGACUCAGCAAAGUCUGAUAGGAAAAAUGACUUUCUUGUAAAAGAAGUGCAGGCACAGCCUGACAUGAAUCUGUCUAUGAAGGUAAAUGGAACAAGUAAUUCACAUGAAGCUUUUACUCCAGAUCAUAGAAAAUCAUCUAAAAUGACAUUGGAAGAAGUAUCUUUAGGUAGUGAGUGCCCAGAAAUUAAUGGACAGUCUGAAUCUGCACAUUUGAAACAGAAUGUGACCACAAUUUCAGACAUAUUAUUAGCUAUACGCACAGGCUCUUUAUUAUCAGAUCCCGAUAAUGUAGAAUCUGAAGCUAGACUAGCUAAUAGCGCAAAUGUUGUCAAUGCAAGAGUGGUGAAGGAAGGGACUCCAGGGCAAAGUAAUGAGAUUGCCUCAGGCACACCAGUAGUACCAAAAGAUUUUGAUAAAGACAUUGAAAAAGGAAAUGCUGCCUCCAAGAUGGCAGAAAACCAAAUGACUGCAAAGAGUGACAGCAGAAUAGAUCAUGUACACAAAAAUUGCGGAGGAGAGCUUUGUAGUACUGGUUUGGAGAUGGGAGACAACAGGACUAUUGGAAAUGGUGUCAACACAAAAGUAGUGGUGCUGAAGGCUCCAGGUGACAAUGAUAAGACUGUAAUGCACACUGAAGUGGUACAAGAAGUUCAUGAUUACAAAGAAAGUGGAAAAGGACCUGCAGACACUGGUUUGGAUAAUGCACAUAACCACAUAAAUGAAGACAGUCUCAUUUCAAAGGGGAUGCUGCAGAAUGCACCAGGGGAUAAUAGCAAGAUCGUGUCUGGGAACUCAGUAAGGCCUAAUUGUUAUGAUUACAAAGAGGGUGGAGAAUGUCCGAGUAUGGUUUCGGAGAUGUCAGACAAUCAAAUAACUGCAAACAAUCCUGCCACAAAAAUGAUGGUGCUGGAAGCUGCAGGGGAUAACAAUGACAUUGCAUCAGGCACCUCGGUAGGACAAAAAACUUAUGACUGCAAAGAAGGUGGAAGAAUUGUGGCUGGUUCAGACACAGUCAGCAAUGGUGUUAUAGUAGAUAUAGGUGAUUUAAAAGUUGAAGAAGAGGCUGAAGAAAAAGAAGAAAGAAACACUGUAGAAGGAGGUGAAAAUAACAAAGGAGUGCAGACAGAUAGCCUGGUGCUUGCAGAAAUCAUUAGUUUUAGUAAUGGAGAUGGAGAAAAUGCUAAUCAACGCAACAAAAGUGCAGCAGAGGAUGGAGAUACUGUCCAUGCAGAUGAGACUAGUGAUGAUGAAAAAGAAAUACCUCAUUCUUCAGAGACUUCGAAAGGGCUUGAACUGAAUGGAGAACUGUGUGAUGGAACAUAUUCAAAUUCUUCUGUAAAGUCUAUGGAGGGGGAGACAUCUGAUGAUCAGCUGUUUAAAGUUUCAGAAGGCACUCAUAGAAAUCAAGUGAGUUCUUGUGCUAAGGAGGUUCCUGAUGGUGGUGUUUUAGGGUCAAAGGUCCACAAUUCCAUUGAUAGUGGGCUAAAGCAUGGGAAUAAGUCUGUCAGAACAGUCCAUGACAAUUCAACAAGCAUGACAUUGGGGAAUACUGACCUAUUUGUGCAGAAAAGGGCAGGACGUAGUAGUAAAAGGAACUCCAACAGAACCAGAAGAUCUGAGAAAAUGCAUAGCAGAUCAGGUGCUGCUGAAGUGGAUGGUUCAAGAGAGGCUUGUGAAACUGUUUGUAACAGCAAACUCCAAGGAUUGGCGCACAGAAUUGAAGAACUUGAAUCUGAGUUGAGAGAAGCAGCUGAGCUUGAGGUUGCACUUUAUUCAAUAGUUGCAGAACAUGGAAGUUCAGUACACAAGGUUCACACUCCAGCUCGCCGUCUUUCAAGGAUGUAUAUUCAUGCUUACAGGAACUGGUCUAAAGAAAAGAGGGCCAGUGCUGCAAGAAGUAUGGUUUCAGGACUAGUAUUGGUUGCCAAAGCCUGUGGAAAUGAUGUUGCAAGGUUGAUGUACUGGUUGUCAAAUUCAGUUGUCUUGAGGACAAUUAUUUCUCAAGGCUUUGGUGAUUCUGGCAUGCGAAGUGAAAAUGGACCACAAAUUGAUACUACUGGAAAUAGAAAGGGAAAAACUUCUAGCUUGAAGUGGAGGGAUACUUUUAUUGACAAAAAGAAAGACAUUUCUCUAUUCAGUCCAAUGUUGGUGGAAUGGCAGGAUCCCAACACAUUUACUGCUGCCAUAGAAAAAAUUGAAUCCUGGAUAUUCAGUCAAAUAAUUAAAUCUAUUUGGUGGCAGACCUUGACUUUAUAUAUGCAAUAUCCUGUUGAUGAGAAAAAUGUUCAACUGAGAAAAUUUGUUGGAAAGAUGUCAAAUUCAGCAGCUGAUCUGGGAGGAAACUUCUCAAUUAGCCUGUGGAAGAAGGCAUUCCAAGAUGCCUUUGAAAGGCUUUGUCCUGUUAGAGCAGCAGGCCAUGAAUGUGGGUGCUUGCCACUUCUGGCAAAACUGGUCAUGGAACAAUGUGUGGUUUGGCUGGAUAUAGCUAUGUUCAAUGCCAUUCUGCGUGAAUCACCUGAUGGCAUUCCAACUGAUCCUAUCUCUGAUCCAAUUAUUGGUUUCAAGGUUCUUCCAAUUUCACCUGGGAAUCUGAGCUUUGGUGUGGGUGUGCAGUUGAAAAAUUCUAUUGGAACCUGGUCUAGAUGGCUGACUGAUCUUUUCGGUAUUGAUGAUGAUGAUUCUCUUGAAGAUAUGAAUUGCUAUGAUGAUGAGAGACAAAAUUCUGCAACAUCAUUCAAGUCAUUCCAUCUGCUUAAUGCGCUUAGUGAUUUAUUGAUGCUCCCAAAGGAUAUGCUUUUAGAUGCAUCUAUCAGGAAAGAGGUAUGUCCGACGUUUGCUGCACCUCUCAUAAAACGAAUUCUGUGGAAAUUUGUGCCUGAUGAGUUUUGUCCUGACCAAAUUCCUGAGGCUGUUCUUGAAGCACUUGAUUCUGAGAAUGUGCAGAACCUUCUAAAUGAACAGCUGCCAUCAGCUGGAACUGAGCAAAUAACCAGCUACCCAUGUAGUGCAGCUCCAAUCAAUUAUUCACCACCACCAGCAUCAUCUGUCUCCACCGUCAUUGGAGAUGUGCAAAGCCACAUAAAACUUAAAAAGAACACUUCCUUGGUUUUAAGAAAAUGCCAUAUAAGCGAUGACGAGCUUGAUGAGCUUGAUUCACCACUCACAUCCAUCAUCGAUAAGGUGCCAGCUUCACCAUCAAAGGACCCUGCCGCUGGCCCCAUCUUACCAGAAGAUAUCAGCACUAGUGGUAGGGGAAAUACUAGCAGGUACCAGCUUCUGCGCGAGGUAUGGCUUGAUGUGGACUGAACAGCUUAUCUCAUCUUCUAUCACCUCUUAAGAGUAAUUUUGGUUGUCACAUUCCUCUCAUGUCCUUUUCGUAUUGUAUAUCCCUGUUCUUCAAAUAAUUUAAGCUGUGCAGACGUGGACUUUCUUCUGCCCAUUCAAGUAAUGCUUGGCCUAAUUUUUUGUUGUAUAGAAUAAUGCCAGUAAGAGUGGGAAAAAAAAAGAAGUAGCAUCUUGCAUAUUUUUCUUGCU
Molecule: messenger RNA, 4701 nt
Organism: Nymphaea colorata (pocket water lily)
Lineage: Eukaryota; Viridiplantae; Streptophyta; Magnoliopsida; Nymphaeales; Nymphaeaceae
Exons: 9
Coding region: 394-4473 (1359 amino acids)
Cellular component (GO): nuclear pore
Source: RefSeq, a predicted model, not a curated record